Molecule: messenger RNA, 342 nt
Organism: Aspergillus welwitschiae
Lineage: Eukaryota; Fungi; Ascomycota; Eurotiomycetes; Eurotiales; Aspergillaceae
Exons: 1
Coding region: 100-318 (72 amino acids)
Source: RefSeq, a predicted model, not a curated record
UGCAACAUCAUUGGGAUCAUGCUUGGUUCUCCUCUCCCAUAGCUGCCCGCGAGCUUCUCAUUGGUACCUCUUCGCUACCUCGUUGCAUCCUAUUCGCGCAUGGCCCCGCCAGAGAUGUUUCUGCAAGGUCCCAUCACCUUGCCGCGUUGCUAUUCCCCGCCCUCCAGUUCCCGACAAGUUACUUUGUGUCAGUGGCUGAGAAGCCUGGUUCUGAGAGUGUACUCAGACAAUCAUAUGGUUCCCUCCAUGUGCUACGUCGUCUUAGCGUCGCUGCACUACAUCAUCGUUAGGCAGCAUGGAACUGGCACCCGCAUAUAAAGCCCCCGGCACCCCCAUCGAUAG